AUGCUGGAAUUCGCCGAGGAGCUGGAAACGGAGCAGAUCUACCAGUGGGAGGAGGACGAGCGCUACUACGACCUCAUCGCAGCUAGGAAGGUGGAGGACAGUCUGAGGGAGACCGAGCGCUCGUUGCUGGUUACACCCAACUGGGAAGGCGAUGACGUAAAGGAGGAGCAAGCGGCCGCGGACGAGAUCAACGAGCAAGACGAGGCGAGUAGGCUGUGGGCGAUCCGGAUUGCAGCGAUGCAGCAGGAGCUGGAGGAAGAGCAGAUGCAGGAAGGAACAGAGAGCGAUCAUAUCGGCGACCACCGGGAGUCUUUUUCUGAGAAGAACGACAACCAGUAUCACGAGGUGCUGGACAGCGAGUUUCUGAAGCGACCGUACAGGAUCCUGCAGCACGAUACGCACCGGGAGAUGCUGAUGACGCUGCACAACCUUGUGCAGGGGAUCAAGAAGAGCGCCAAGAUAGCGCGAGCGGAAACAACGUCGGAGAUGAAGGACGUUAAGGAGCUGAGCGAAGUCCACGAGUUCAAUGUCCGAAGCCAGUCUGGAGGAGGAGCAGUGCAGCUUGUGAGAUCCUAUGCUCCGAAGUCUUUCUCGCGCAUCCGAACGGUUCUGGGCCUCGGUUAUGAAUCAUUUGCACGCACGCUGGACGACACGGAGGUUUUCUUUCAGUCGGGACAUUUCUUCUUUUCCAAUCGCUCCUCCCUCCUCUUCCAGAUGAUCGACGAGGAGACGGUCAAGCUCAUCCUGAGCUUGACCAAGUCCUACUCGGACUAUGUGCAUCACAAUGCCCUGACCAUCCUCCCGCACUGGUAUGGUCUAUUCCGCGUGUCUCGGUCGGGGAUGAAGACUUUCUACUUCCUCCUCACCUCCAACAUCUUCUACACCGUCGACAAGAUCGAUGUCUUGUAUGACAUCCGAGGAGUUGCGGAUACCUCGCUCAACUUCGAGCAUCGUUGCGGGCACCACUACGUCUUCCCUCUCGGCACGCGGGAGGAUUGUGACGCCAUCAAGGACGUCUGGAAGGUUGCGGUGGACCAGCACAAGGACAAGCUGUUCGACGACAACGCCCUCCUCAACAAGAUGAGAAACUCUGUCGACCUGUUCCAGUCCUCUCCCCUCAUCCUCCAUCCCUCCGAGAGGGCCGAGCUCCUUGAGACGCUGCGACGGGACACGCUUUGGCUCGACUCGCACCAGCUGUACGACUACUCGAUCCUCAUCGGUGCCCACCACUGCUCUCCCUUCGACAAGCACGCACUGCAGAACAUGGAGACGGGGCUAGGGAACAAGUUCGGAGGGCUGAGCGUGUACGAAGACUCCUUCCGCGUGCAGAUCGUCGGGCCGUUCAGGAGGUGGACGCUGGCGGACAACGUCAAGGGCGUCGGAGCUUCUCUGUACUCCUCGUCCUCCGCCGUCCAGCCUGCUGCUUACUCGCGGAGGCUGAGGGAGAGAAUGUUUGAGUGUUUGCUUGAGUUCGACAAGCACAUCAACUUCGACCACUUCUGCAUGCUGAAGACCGAGCUGUUCAAGGACAUAAUAAAAAAGAGCAGGCAGAAGCAUCUCCCGGCCGAGCGCAAGGUGAAGAAGACCGGUUCCCUGAUGCGUGCUGCCAAGGCCAUGAGCCGUAUCGGCUCUCUGUUCAGCGGGAAGCAGCAGACGAUGAGGAAAGCGAAGGAUGGACAGACGCAGGAGCAGGAGCAAGAGCAGCAGGAGGAUCCCCCUGCUCACAGGAGGCUCAGCAGGAAGAUGGUGAGACUUUCCCUGAAAGGGGAGGAGGGCAUGGAGGGAGAGAGCAUGAGCAAGCCAAGGGUCUCCCUGGGAGACCUGAAGCCUGGCCUUGGGCUCAUGCUGGGGACCUCCAAGGACGGGCGGGUGAUGGUUACAAACUGCCUGCCAGGGCGAUCAGCGUACAGGAGCGGGAAGAUCAUGAAAGGGGAUCUGUUGACGUGGGUAGGGAGGCCGGGGGAAGACGAGUGGAGCUGGACGGACGUGUCGAGGAAAACGAGCACGGAAGUAGCAGCGCUGCUGGUUGGCAAGGAAGGCGACAUCAUCUGCCUAAGGCUGAGGAGGACGGCGGAGGACGGGCAGGUGAAGGGGGUGGACUUCGAGGUGAUCCUCGAGUUCCUCCCUUCCGAGAACGUCCUGCACUUCCGCAAGAACAGGACCCAGGAGGAGAAGGCGCUGGCGAUGACGGAAAUAGCUGGGCACCUGCUGAAGGCGCUGCAGUCCCGCCAGCCUGACGACACCGACCCGCUCAUCUACGGUGCUGCUCUCCCCGUGCUGGAGAACUUGGACGAGCUGUGGGAGGAUCCGGAGGACGGGAAGGUUCACAGCAUCGAGGAGCUGGUGGAGAGGUGUGUUGAAGGAAGCUACCUCCUCUACCGCAGCGCCGAGCUCCCGCGGGAGGACGAGGACUUCUUGCCUGUGGGGGUCGUGUACAACAUGAAUGGGGUGGCGGUCCAGAACCUGGUUCACGUGGUGAACGUGGGGGAGGGAGCGGCGAGGGGGAGGGAGGUGUGGCUGAAUGUGAGAAACUGGAUCACUAUCAACCGGGCGCCUUGGAUGACGAGUCCCGAUCGCCUGAAAGAGAACAACGAGAUCUUUCCGAGCUUCGUGCAGCUGGUGGAGGCCUUGGAUGAGCUGAAGAAAUUGAUUGACCUCUCUGACCCUCCUCUGAAGAAGAUCGAAGUGGUCAAGACGCUCUACGAUGUUUGGAUGGAGAAACAGGGGAAGAAGCAUGCGCAGAAGCUUCAUAGGGAUCACGACCGACUCGUUCCUAUUCAUCCCCGAGCUCGAAACAUUCGGCAGGAAGACAAGACCAACAUUGACCUGAGUGGAGCUGUGUUGAGUGGAAUUGUCAAGCCCAACGAAGUCCUCAAUCACAUGUCAGCCUAUUAUCCCAUCGAGAUGGGCAAGGUCAUUGAUAAGAUCGCGACAACACUUCAUCAAGACAUCUCAGUCUUCACCAUGCAAGAGGCUGUCGCAGAGCUGCUGCAGAAGAAGGGGCUAACAGAAGUCAAGUCUGAUCUUUUCAUGCUCAAGUCUGGAACGACGGGCGAGAAGGUGGAUGACUGGAGGAAGAGAAUGUUUGUGAUGAGAGAAAACUUCCUCUGCUUCAACUCGGAGAAGCAGGAGGGUGUUCUGAAGAGAGUCGCGGAUAUCAAGGGAGUGACCGACUGUGAGGUCAAGACCAUGGGCCCCUUCAGCUUUGGGAUCAUCCUAUACCGCGUCAAUGAAGGAAUCGUCGAGUUCGUCAUCAAGAUCGCAACCGACGACGAGAGCGACUUCCGCAUGUGGCUGAUGAGCAUGGCGACAGUCUCGGAGGCCGUCUCACGGGCGUACCUCAGGGCGUUUCCAGCAGAGGACAUACAGAUGUAG
This is a messenger RNA of Guillardia theta CCMP2712, 3375 nucleotides long. RefSeq lists its product as hypothetical. The coding region runs from base 1 to 3375 and encodes 1124 amino acids. The transcript is spliced from 21 exons. NCBI's taxonomy places the organism in Eukaryota, Cryptophyceae, Pyrenomonadales, Geminigeraceae. Gene Ontology annotation, molecular function: phosphatidylinositol kinase activity; protein binding. The record is from RefSeq and is a predicted model, not a curated record. Gene Ontology annotation, biological process: phosphatidylinositol metabolic process.